This is a messenger RNA of Brienomyrus brachyistius, 951 nucleotides long. RefSeq lists its product as uncharacterized. The transcript has 4 exons. The coding region runs from base 79 to 744 and encodes 221 amino acids. NCBI's taxonomy places the organism in Eukaryota, Metazoa, Chordata, Actinopteri, Osteoglossiformes, Mormyridae. The record is from RefSeq and is a predicted model, not a curated record.
CCUCACUGCUCAGGUGCCACUCACUGUCCAAGAACAAAUCACGGGCCAGUUCUGGUACUAUUCACAGCCCAAGAACCAAUGAUAGCCCAGGAACAACUCACAGCCCAGGUGUCACUCAUAGCACAGGUGUCACUCACAGCCCUGGUGUCCCUCACAGCCCUGGUGUCCCUCAUAGCACAGGUGUCACUCACAGCCCUGGUGUCACUCAUAACACAGGUGUCACUCACAGCCCUGGUGUCACUCAUAACACAGGUGUCACUCACAGCCCUGGUGUCCCUCAUAGCCCUGGUGUCACUCAUAACACAGGUGUCACUCACAGCCCUGGUGUCCCUCAUAGCCCUGGUGUCACUCAUAACACAGGUGUCACUCACAGCCCUGGUGUCCCUCAUAGCCCUGGUGUCACUCAUAACACAGGUGUCACUCACAGCCCUGGUGUCACUCAUAACACAGGUGUCACUCACAGCCCUGGUGUCACUCAUAACACAGGUGUCACUCACAGCCCUGGUGUCCCUCACAGCCCAGGUGUUACUCAUAGCACAGGUGUCCCUCACAGCCCAGGUGUCCCUCACAGCCCAGGUGUUACUCAUAGCACAGGUGUCCCUCACAGCACAGGUGUCCCUCACAGCCCAGGUGUCCCUCACAGCCCAGGUGUCACUCACAGCCCUGGUGUCACUCAUAGCACAGGUGUCCCUCACAGCCCUGGUGUCACUCACAGCCUUGGUGUCACUCACAGCUCAGGCAUAAUUCACAUCUCAGAUUCCACUCUCAGCCCAGGGAGCCUUUCAGCAUCCCCAUGUCUCAGGUGCACUCAGGAGAGAAUAAGUAGCGCAUGGAAACAAUUAAAUGCAGCUCGGCAGCCUGUAAUUUGGUCCUGACGAGCGUGCACGAACCUGCACGAGCUCAUGCAUGAGUCCCGGCUGGCUUAUGGGUUAGUUUUCAGACCCACAGGCC